Peromyscus eremicus (cactus mouse) is the source of this 1644-nucleotide messenger RNA. RefSeq names its product transmembrane 4 L six family member 1 (gene Tm4sf1). The transcript is spliced from 5 exons. The record is from RefSeq and is a predicted model, not a curated record. Bases 272 to 880 code for a protein of 202 amino acids. NCBI's taxonomy places the organism in Eukaryota, Metazoa, Chordata, Mammalia, Rodentia, Cricetidae. Gene Ontology annotation, cellular component: membrane.
UCCUGGUUUCAACUCAAGGAUUUCAUUUGAUGGGCGGGGCAUUCCUUCACAUCCCUCCACCCCAACCCCAACCGGAGCCUGAAAUCUGGACCAAUGAAAGCAAAGUACCUCAUUUACUGGCACUAAGAACUGGCACUAUUUAAGUGGCAGCAGGAAUGGGCUGUGAAUCGCAUCUGCUUUCUCCACAAACGGGCACACUGUUGUCUGAUCUGGGGCAUCUCUGAGCUGAAGAGAGGGAAGUCAGAAAGCCUGUAGGACUCCUGCUGCCGCCAUGUGCUUUGGCAAGUGUGCAAGAUACAUCGGAUACUCUCUGGUGCUGUUGGCUGUCCUCUGCAUUGUAGCUAAUAUUUUGCUCUACUUUCCUAACGGGGAGACAAAGUAUGCUUAUGAGGACCACCUCAGUCGCUUUGUGUGGUACUUUACCGGCAUUGUAGGCGGAGGCAUACUGAUACUCCUGCCAGCGUUUGUGUUCAUUGGGCUGGAGGAAGAUGACUAUUGUGGCUGUUGUAGCUGUGAAAACUAUGGCAAGAGAUGUACAAUGCUUUCUUCUGUACUGGCUGCUCUCAUUGGCAUUGCGGGAUCUGGCUACUGCGUCAUUGUGGCAGCGCUGGGUUUGGCAGAAGGACCAAAGUGUAGUGAUUCCCACGGUGUGUGGAACUACACCUUUGCCGACACUGAGGGAGGGUACCUUAUGCAUCCUGACACAUGGUCCAAGUGUCAUGAGCCUGAGAAUAUUGUGGAGUGGAAUGUGACCCUCUUUUCUAUUCUCCUGGCACUCGGUGGAAUUGAAUUCAUCUUGUGUCUCAUCCAAGUCAUCAACGGAGUGCUGGGAGGCAUAUGUGGCUAUUGCUGCUCCCGCCAGCAGCAAUAUGACUGCUAAAAGAACACAAGACAGAACCACAUGCUUCCUUUAUUACAUUGUAACUUGUAUAUUUUACUCGUGUUAUGAAACUUUGUACUGGUGUAUCAUAUUCCAUACAUUCUGCUUUUAUAAAGAAAUGUGCUGACAUCUUCAUAUGAUGUCAGUGUUUGCAUUUAUCAAGCAAACUUUGUUUUAAAGAAUGAGGCAACAAACUGCACUCACCCUGGAGGUAUUUCACAGACUGAAUGACUGUUCUCAGCAUAGCUGAGAUAGACUUGUCAAUAUUUAAGAUAAAAAUCACAUUUAACUAUUGUGCAUAUGUGUACUUGUUUUUUAAGUAAAAGAUCUCCGGUUUCCUUUUCAAGACCAAGAAGAACCCCCAAACCUGAAAAGUUGUUUUUAACUGUUUAUAUGGUGUUUCCCAUUUGUAUGUGUACAACUCUCUAAGAGGCCCUCGGAGGUGAGGGAAAAGCGCUUGCCUGGAUUUGGAAAUCUCACUGAAAAAGCGCUAACCCAAGUACGUGAGAGAAAACAUGUAAAGCUGACAGUGGCUGUGAAUGCUACUGGAUACUGAAGUUUUCUAUCAUGUAGAAAGCUUUUUGCCCUCCAAAGACAAAGACUGUGGAUGUCAAGAGGAAGCCAGGAUAGUUGAACAAGAAGGAAGAUGGGAAAUGGAAUAAAACAAGGUGGGGAAGUGGGAUUGGUGGAGUAGGGAUGGAAGAUCACAUGAGAAUCCCUCAAACUUGCUUGUUGUUGAACAUAAAAUGAAGUACUCUCUACCA